This is a messenger RNA of Ogataea philodendri, 891 nucleotides long. RefSeq lists its product as uncharacterized. The record is from RefSeq and is a predicted model, not a curated record. The coding region runs from base 1 to 891 and encodes 296 amino acids. The transcript has a single exon. NCBI's taxonomy places the organism in Eukaryota, Fungi, Ascomycota, Pichiomycetes, Pichiales, Pichiaceae.
AUGCUUUUCCGUGAGAUUGCACAACUGGUCAACGCGGCCGUGUUUGCCGUGUCGCCUGUCGUGCGAAUAUGGACCGUGCCGUACCCGGCCAACCUGCUGUGCGUGGCGUGCUCGUUUCUCGACAUCACCAACGACAUAAUCUCCGCCGUGUACCAGGCCGAUCCUGAAUACGCCGCCCUUAUGAUGUUGCGGGCGUUGCUGGGUGUCAUCUUGCUCUCGAUGUUCUUGCAGCGGGGGCAGCGCCGUUGUGGCACCGCCAGCGAGACAUCCGAGUUUUAUCUGCCCCACCGGAACAGGUUUGUUUUCACCCCGAGCUCCAUCCCUGCGAGACCGGGCACGGUGGAAGAGGUGAUGCCCAUCUACGAGACAGCCAGCCCAAACGCUCACGGCGGGUUCCUGCACAAGAUGAAGCCCCAGACGGCGCCCGUGCUGGCGGCGCUGCUCGCCGUGUCACCUGUUCCGUCAAACGCGAGUCCCAUCCUCCACGCGGAGCAUGCCCCCACUUUCCACGCAAACCCCACGCUCCAGCUCGUCAGCUUCGGAGUCGUAGUGCUCACCAAGCUCGCCGAGUGCUACAACGUCUAUUUCAUGGGCGAACUGCCCUACCAGAUUCUGGGAGAAACACUUGCGAUGUUGGUGGCAACUAUCGCGUCUUGGAAAUUCGUAUACCUAUUUAACUCGAUCUCGUGGAUGGCGACGGUGUUGGUACUGGAUAUUGUCGGAUCUGUGGGCGUGGCUGCGCAGCUGUGGCGCAAAUCAACAGACUCGCCCAACUCGAAAACGUUGUACGGGUCGAUCGAGGACCCGGACCCACGGUCGAGUCUGUACGACUCGUUCGAUGUCGACCCGUCAGACAAGGUGGUCUCUGUGCAGACCGUGGAGCAAGUAUAA